UCUCCUAACUCCCGUGGUUCCAAGCGUGUUCGUUUUCGUGAAAGAACUUCGUUCACAACAAUGUAUCAAAACCAACCAAUUUAUUCCUGACAGAGGAGUCUAUACAUUUGCAGAGCUCUGGGUUCGUAACUACCCUAUCUUAUCCUUAGCAGAUAAAGUAGUCGAACAAAAACUAUCUGACUCUACCCCAGACUUGAAACAAUGUUUCAAACAGGCCAGUAUGGAAUCGCUGUCGUCUGAUUGGUCCGUAAUCUGACGUCAUCGUUGUUCUGCGGACCAUCUGAUCUGGCUGCAGACUUCUGCUCCAGGUGUCGCCCGCAGAUGUCGGCUCACGUUCCUGCAUUCAAUGUUUAUAGUAUUUAGUUGGAAAAAAAAAAUAAGAUUAGACAUUUUCGCAUGCUGAUUGGCUGGCAACCAGUUCAGGGUGUACCCCGCCUCCUGCCCGAUGACAGCUGGGAUAGGCUCCAGCACGCCCGCGACCCUAGUGAGGAGAAGCGGCUCAGAAAAUGGAUGGAUGGAUGGAUUUUCGCAUGCUGUGCUUCGAAAGAGUUGCAUACACCAUGUUUUUGGCUGUAAAAAGUAUUUUUAAAGAAGAUUAAAAUGAAAGAGUUUAGUGACUCUGACCCAGUUGCCAGAACCCCCCCACCUUGAGAAACUGCAUUCUUCCAAGCGGCCCUGCUGUGAGACUGCCCCAAGAUGACGCCUCGUGGAACCCUAAACUAAUUAACAUCUACCCUCGAAGUCUGAACUCCCAAGCAUCAAAGGCCUCCAGAUGUUUCCACGGGACCACCUGUCUGUGAGUAGGAACAAUUGCUGGGACAAGGCGACACCCGCUGGCGUCGAGAGGAACUGCAAAGUCGUUCCGGGGGGACUCUCAUUUGAUGUUUAACCAAAGAUAAGUGUCUGUUUUGAUAUCUCACGAACGCUGCAGAAAUUUCCAAAUGUAUGCCUUGAUGUCUGUGUCAGUGUGUCAACUUUAGUUGCAAUUGCGAGAGUUUGAGAAUUGUUUGUCUUGAUUUGACUCCAAGCAGCAUGAAAUGUGAUUUGAACCAUAAGCAGUUGAUUUGCCAAAACUGAAGUAUAAACAGUCCGUCCGAUAUGUUUGACCUCUGAGUAAAGAGAGUACCAAGUUGAGGUUAUUUUAUAUUAAUAUAUUAUUUUUAACCCAUUUUAUCAAAUUUGUAGACAAGAUUCAAGCUGAUCGGUGUGGUCUUCUCCGUCCCUCUUGCACCCCGAGGUAUUUAACGCUUGACUCUUGUGUUUUUCCUCUCCUCUGGCUUCUUGGCUUGGUGGCAUCUAGCCAGCCACGGGCUGGCCUCAGCCACCCCUCCCUCCGCCCUUUCUUUUCUCAGGCACACGGCUCGGUAACCACGGGCCUUGGGGAUGGAGAUCAGGCUCCCUAGCCUCCGUGGACCCCCGGCGCUAAGCCUCCCGAACAGUUGCUGUUCGGUAACUAAAACUGUAAUCCUGUAAAUUUACAAAAAACAACUGUAAUUUAAUUACACUUUUUCUCCCAGUGAUGACAAACAUUUUUGUAACUAAAUAAGGUAAUCUCGUGACAUCUAAUCAGUUACUCCCAAAAAGUACCAGAUUGGUUGAAAGUGGUAGAAACAUACAACAGCGUCUUCUUUAGGUACUGCCGCAACUACCAGCAAGAGGAGGUUAUACAUCCUGCUGCGUGUACUUGACCGCAGCGCUACCGAUUCAGCGCGCGUGUGUAAGUGUGUGCCUGUCACUCAGAGGCAGAGGAAGGAAGCAGACAGUCGACAUACAGAGGAAAUCAGAGAGGGACGCUGGUGCAGACAUGGACCUGCGCUCUGAGCUACUCAAGUCCAUCUGGUACGGCUUCACGGCACUGGAUCUGGAGAGGAGUGGAAAGGUCUCCAAGUCUCAGCUGAAGGUGUUGUCGCACAACCUCUGCACAGUGUUGUGCAUCCCACAUGAUCCAGUUGCUUUGGAGGAGCACUUCCGGGAUGAUGACCACGGUCCAGUCUCCAGUCAGGGUUACAUGCCCUACCUCAACAAAUACAUCCUUGAUAAGGUAGUUGAAGGCUCAUUCAACAAAGAAGAUGUGGAUGAGCUGUGUUGGACACUGACAGCAAAGAAAAACUACAAACCCAAUAGAAGUUCAAGCACAGUUCUGGCGGAGCGAGAUGCAUUUCGGCUUUGGUGCCUUUUUAACUUUCUGUCAGAGGACAAGUACCCUUUGGUGAUGGUCCCUGAUGAGAUGGAGUACCUACUCAAGAAGAUAUGCACAGCAAUGAGUCUUGAGUUCAACUGUGUUGAACUGGAGGACAUAUUCUCCCAAGAUACGGUGCAGCAGAGAGGCAUCACUGUUUGGGUUUUCUUGGAGAUGAUGGAUGCAGGAAAGGUGGCCAGAGGCAUUGAUAGGAGUGUUAUCAGCAUGGCUCUAGAGGAAGUAUACAAGGAGAUUGUUGGCGAUGUCCUCAAAGAGGGUUAUUUGUGGAAGAGAGGCCAACUCAGAAGAAACUGGAAAGAGCGCUGGUUCACUCUGAAGCCGGGCAACUUGUUCUACUACACUAGGGAGGACAGUAAGGAGUGCCAGGGCAACAUUGCUUUGGAUGGCAACUGCUGUGUGGAGGUACUGCCAGACCGCGAUGGUAAAAGGUGCAUGUUUUAUCUAAAAACACUCUCCAAAACAUAUGAGAUGAGCUCGUCAGACACCAAACAGAGACAAGAAUGGACAACAGCCAUUCAGAUGGCUAUCAGGCUGCACGUGGAGGGGAAGACGUCCCUCCACAAGGACUUAAAGCUGAAGCGGCAUGAGCACCGUGAGCAGCGUGAGAAGAGGCAACAGGCCAAAGAGGAAGAGCUGCAGAGGCUACGAGCCCUUCAGGAGGAACGGGAGCGCAAGCUGGCUGAGCUGGAGCUCUUGAGGGAGGCGCAGAAGCAGGCCCAGGUUCUCCUGGAGCAGGACGAAGAGAGGAGGCGCCAGCAGCAUGAGCAGCUCCAGCAGACCUUGGAGGUGCAGCUGCGGGAGGCCGAGGAGGUGCGAAUUAGCAUGCAGGCGGAGAUGGCUCUUAAAGAGGAAGAAGCAGAAAGGCAGAGGAAGAGGAUCCGUGAGCUGGAGGAUAUGCAGAAGCAACAGGAGGAGGCACUGCAGCAGGAGAUUAGAGCCAGGCUGGAUGAGGAGGCCUCCCGCUAUGCUCAAGCUGGGUUACUUGCUGAGGAGGAGGAAAAAAUGAAGGCGCUGCUGACUCUGCAGGAGGAGCAGGAAGAGUAUAUCCUGAAGACACAGCGGCAGAAGCAGGAGCUGAAGCAGGAGAUGGAAGCCAAAUCCCGGGCCCUGGACGAGGCGCAGAGGCAGCUGGAGGAGGUCCGGGCCAACCGGCAUAGGGUUGACCAGGAUUUGGUGGCUGCUCAGAGGAAACUUUGCCAAGCGAGCACCAACGUCAAACACUGGAAUGUUCAGGUGAACAGACUGAUGCGACCAAUUGGGCCGGGUGAUAAAAGACCUUUGUUGGGAAGCUCCCUGUCAUCCUUCCAGAUUCCAAGCCAGAGAGAUCCUGGUCUGCAUCUCAGAAGGAUAUCGGGAUCCGAGGAUCGAAACGAGGAAUGUAAAGAAAAUGUCACCGAUGGCCGCAGUUGCGAUGCAGAUUUAGAGAGAUGCAACUCCUACACUUCCAAUGGAGACCCAAACUUCCCCUAAAUGCCUGAGUCAUACAAGAUGCACUUCCAACCAACUGUUGGUAUUUUGACUGGAUGGGUAGGGCCUUUAAAACUGAAGUGAGUGUUCAUCAAAUGUUUGAUAUUCUGAUUUCUUUUUUCAGUGUUUUUAAAUAUUUUAAUGAUACAUGCAUUUUUAACCAGUGAGAUCUGAUAUUGACAGAAAACACACCUCAGUGCCUUGAAGAACAGAACUGAGGGCAAUUACAUCACUGUCAUGUUAAAAUGCAGAAGAUGUACAUGCAAAAAAGCCAAUAAUGCUCAUCAGCAUUUCAUAUUUAGGUGUAGGAGGUGGCUUGAAUUUUCUGUGUAUAAAGAUAUAGUUUAUAUAUAUCGAUCGUAUCAUUUCCUUGAUACAACAUAUCACUUACAAACCCCAAUUCCAGUGAAGUUGGGACGUUGUGUAAAACAUAAAUAAAAACAAAAUACAAUGAUUUGCAAAUCCUUUUCAACCUAUAUUCGAUUGAAUACACAAAGACAAUGACAGGAUAUUUGAUGUUCAAACUGAUAAAUGUCAUUUAAACGGAUCUAUCUUUGAAUUUGAUGCCUGCAACAUGUUCCAAAACGGCUAUGACAGGGGCAUGUUUACUCGUGGUGCAACAAUACGAAUCUCUAUUGAAUCGUUCAAUACAGUGGUCACGUUUCAGUACGCAGUAAAUGACAGUACGUCAUUUUAUAUUUACUGGAUGAACCUCUGACGAUGAGGAGCUGUGCUAAACUACUCUGCCUUAUGCCUUAGUGUUGAGCGCAAUGUAUUAUGCUGCUCCUCUCUCAUUCAUUUCGACCAAGGAAGGCUGCGUUUGUAAAUUCACGAGUCUGACCUCAGACGGCUGGACGUCGAGAGCUACGCAGUUACUUGACUGUUAGGCCACUAUAUGACUGCGGAAUUAGAGAUGAAAAGCGACGUCCUUCAAACACGGCCCCUCGACAGUCACACUACUGAUGAUAUAACCAAAGGUCUGACAGAAGCUGUGGAGAUUAGUGACCAAAUGAACAAAUGUACAGGAAUACUGUAUCUAAAUUAAUUAGAAUAUGGUAGGAAAGUCUGUUUCAGUACUCAUACAUUAUAUAACUUCAAUAAAUACUUGGGAAAAUACUUUUUCGAAUGCAAAUUCCUGCCAAAUUUUGACAUUAAAAAUAAUUUUCAUUGUUUCUUGAUAGUUUGUUCCAUAAUAUUCUAGUUUUUAGAGAUGGUGAAUUUUGGUUUUCAUGGAUAGGCUCCAGCAUGCUUGCGACCCUAGUGAGGAUAAGCGGUACAGAAAAUGGAUGGACGGAUUUGCUGUAAACUAUAAAUCAUGACCCAAAAUGCACGACUCCAAUUCAAUUGGACAGUUUCAAAAAGAGAGGUUUAAUGAACGGGCAGAGGUCGGUACACAGGCAGGCCAUCCGAAAAGGCAACAGUAUCCAAAAAACGUGAGGCAAAAAGGCAAGAUCAAUAAUCAGAACAGGGUCUAGUCUUACUAUGAGUCGGUGACGUGGAAGCAAGGAAUGCUGGAACUUGACAACAAGGUUCCAACGAACUGGUGACCAGAAAGAAUGAGACAUGAGGUUAAAUGCAUGGGGUAAUUAGGGUAAACGAGGCACAGGUGGGGAAGAUGCUCUCAGGAGCAGGUGUGUACGAGACAGCAGGAAGACAACAACCAUAACACACACCCAUGACAGACGUUGUGUUAAACAUAAAUAAAAACAGAAUACAAUGAUUUGCAAAUCAUGUUCGACCUAUAUUUAAUUGAAUAGACUACAAAGACAAGAUAUGUAAUGUUCAAACUGAUAAACUUUAUUGUUUUUAGCAAAUAAUCAUUAAUUUAGAAUUUUAUGGCUGCAACACGUUCCCAAUAAGCUGGGACAGGGUCAUGUUUACCACUGUCUUACAUCACCUUUUCUUUUAACAACAUUCAAUAAAUUUUUGGGAACUGAGGACACUAAUUGUUGAAGCCAUUCUUGCUUGAUGUACAGCUUUAGCUGUUCAACAGUCCGGGGUCUCCGUUGUCGUAUUUUACGCUUCAUAAUGCGCCACACAUUUUCAAUGGGAGACAGGUCUGCAGUCCAGUCUAGUACCCGCACUCUUUUACUUCGAAGCCACGCUGUUGUAACACGUGCAGAAUGUGGUUUGGCAUUGUCUUGCUGAAAUAAGCAGUGGCGUCCAUGAAAAAGAUGUUGCUUGGAUGGCAGCAUAUGUUUCUCCAAAACCUGUAUGUACCCUUCAGCAUUAAUGGUGUCUUCACAGAUGUGUAAGUACCCAUGCCAUUGGCACUAACACAGCCCCAUACCAUCACAGAUGCUGGCUUUUGAACUUUGCGUCCAUAACAUUCAGGAUGGUUCUUUUCCUCUUUGGCCCGGAGGACACGACGUCCACAAUUUCCAGAAACAAUUUGAAAUGAACACUUUUCCACUUUGCAUCAGAUGAGCUCAGGCCCAGAGAAGCCGGCGGCGUUUCUUAGUGUUGUUGAUAAAUGGCUUUUGCUUUGCGUAAUAGACUUUUAAAUUGCACUUACGGAUGUAGCGCCGAACUGUAUUUACUGACAUUGGUUUUCUGAAGUGUUCCUGAGAACCAUGUGGUGAUAUCCUUUACACAUUGAUGUCGUUUUUUGAUGCAGUGCUGCCUGAGGGAUCGAAGGUCACAGGCAUUCAAUGUUGGUUUUCGGCCUUGCCGCUUACAUGCAUUGAUUUCUCCAGAUUUUCUGAACCUUUUGAUGAUAUUAUGGACCGUAGAUGAUGAAAUCCCAAAAUUCCUUGCAAUUGUACGUUGAGGAACAUUGUCCUUAAACUGUUCGACUAUUUUCUCACAAAGAGGUGAACCUCACCCCAUCUUUGCUUGUGAAUGACUGAGCAAUUCAGGGAAGCUCCUUUUAUACCCAAUCAUGGCACCCACCUGUUCCCAAUUAGCCUGUUCACCUGUGGGAUGUUCCAAACAGGUGUUUGAUGAACAUUCCUCAACUUUCUCAGUCUUUUUUGCCACCUGUUCCAGCUUUUUUGGAACGUGUUGCAGCCAUAAAAUUCUAAGUUAAUGAUUAUUUGCUAAAAUCAAUACAUUUUAUCAGUUUGAACAUUAAAUAUCUUGUUUUUGUAGUGUAAUCAAUUAAAUAUAGGUUGAACAUGAUUUGCAAAUCAUUGUAUUCUGUUUUUAUAUGUUUAACGUCCCAAAUUCAUUGGAAUUGGGGUUGUAUAACUAUACCUUUGACUACUUGACAAUGCCAGUAAUAUACUGUAGAUAAUGCUAUCACGGCUGCUAGGCUAGUUAUGGUAUAACUUUUAUUUUCUAAGGAGCUAUUAAUUUGUAAAAUUAAUUAAUUUGUUGCUAAGAAUGCACCACAGACGAUGGGUGAUUUCUCCAUCAGAUACAUUUGUAUUUUAUUGAUAUAAUUUAUUAUUUUUACAUGUUGGUAAUUUCAAUAAAAUACGUUUAAAAAAGGCAGAACAUUUCAUUUUGUAUCGAAAAAAUAUCAAACAGUGAUUCUUAAGUGUCAAAGUGGACCGUGAAUUUUGUGUAUCGCUUCACCUCUAAUGUUUACCUCUGGGUUAUGUCACCUUUCCUUUUAACAACACUCAAUAAGUGUUUGGGAACUGAGGACACUCAUUGUCGAAGCUUUGUAGGUGGAAUUCUUUCCCAUUCUUGCUUGAUUUACAACUUCAGUUGCUCAACUGUCCGGGGUCUCCGUUGUCAUAGUUUGCACUUCAUAAUGCACCACACAUUUUCAAUGGGAGAUAGGUCUGAUCUCCAGCAGGCAUGCCAGUCUAGUACACGUAACACGUGCAGAACGUGGCUUGGCAUUGUUUUGCUGAAACAAGUAGGGAGGUCCCUGAAAAAGGUGUUGCUUAGAUGGCAGCAUACUGUACGUCGCUCCAAAACCUGAAUGUACCUUUGAGCAGUUAAUGUUGCCUUCACAGAUGUGCAAGUUAUCAAUGCCAUGGGCACUAACACACACCCAGACCAUCACAGAUGCUGGCCUUCGAACUUUGCGCUGAUAACAAUCUUUUUCCUCUUUAGCCCGGAGGGCACGGCAUCUAUGAUUUCCAAAAACAAUUUAAAAUGUGGACUCAUCAGACCACAGCAACACCUUUCCACUUUGCAUCAGUCCAUUUCACAUGAAAUUGGGCCCAGAGAGACCGGUGGCGUUUCUGGGUGUUGUUCAUAUAAAGCUUUCGCUUUGCAUGGUAGAGUUUUGACCCACAUUUGUACAUGAAGUGACGAGCUGUGUUAUACCUGGAUCACACUACAAGACAAAUUUGGUCUUUCACGAUUGUGCUAUGUCAGACUACUGCCAUAAAAUCUUGCCGUAUCUCGGUCAGACAGUGACAACACUAUAUGAGGUGUAUUCCGAUACCUCCGUAACCUAUCUUUUACGAUCACUGGACUUUAUCUUGUCAAAUCAAACACUGUCAGGAAGGCAGGACCAGAAAACCUGUUACCUUUCACCGCAACCGGAUACAACCAUUACCAUGGCGACAACAAGUUGGGGGGAAAAAAGAGGAAAAAAAACAGGUGGUGCCACCGGGUGCUCGGGAGAUGACACUUUGUACUAUCCAUUUAAGGAUUACUUGAGCUAUGUUCACAUAAUUUUAAUACGAUAAGGGUUGCAAGCAGGCAACAUAACGUUAUGUACCCUUGCAAGCUAGUGCUAGCACUAACGUUUGUACGUAAACAUGCCGCCGUUCUGUCGAAUCAUGCUCUGAAGCUUCAGUAACAUUGGUUUGUGGGCGUGAAUAAGUGUUGACAACGGCGGCUAAGUAUGUUGACAACUGCAAAUAUGGCAGGUGAUGCGCCGGGCGCAAUUCGCAAUCCUAUUGGUUGAUGUCAAGGUAUGCUGUCGGACAGUUGUUGAAUAUGAACACCUACACGGAUGAUAUAAAAAAAUAUUUUAAAAAAAAACAUGCUAGACUUUUCAUUUUGGCGUCGUAGGGUUAUCGUAGGGCCAAAUUGUUGGUCGUGGAUUAUGUCACACUACAAGAGGUUUUGUCGUUCCCGACAAAAUAUGUCCGGCCCAAUCUAGGAAAUCACCCACGAUAGCUAAUCGGGCCAAUAUUGGGGAUAAACUAAACUAAAACUUAACUGACAAUGGUUUUUAGAAGUGUUCCUGAGCCCACGUGGAAAUAUCCUUUACACCUGUGGGUCCCAACCUUUUUAGUCUUGUGUACCCUCUGAACAUUUUUGUCAAACCAUUUUUGUCAAACCAUGAGUACCCCCUCACUCAUAUGCACUGUACUUCAAAAAUGCCGCUAGAACAACACAACUGCUUAUUGUAUGAAAAUCAUUUUAUUUCAUCUCCUUAAUUUGAACAUUAAAUUCUCAAGCAUUGUUUUCUUUCUCAAAUUAAACAUAAAAAGUAUGUUGCCUUUAAAAUAAAUAAUAUACAUUUUUUUAAAAUAUGAAGCAAAAAUAAAUAAAGCUGCCUUUGUUAUACAUAACUCAUAACAUUUACCGAGUGUUAUAUGAACCCUCUCCUGAAUCCAGAGCAACUGGACGUUUCAGCCAUUUAUCCAUAUUUGCCUGUUUGCAGCUGUUUUGAUUCGGCAAGGCUGUGCUACAGGCUAUUGUCUUCCUAGGUAAACUACAUGUAGUGCACACAUACCAUUUUAUUGACAGGCUUAUGAAAUGACUGAGAAUAUUUACUUAUCAUCUUCGAACAACCCACAUAGGGUUGGAAGGGUUACUUUAAAAAUGUAUUCCCAUACAUUUACUAGCUAUCGCUUUCAAAAUGUAGUUAGUAAUGUUAUCUAAGUACCAUAAUACUGAAGUAGAAUCAUGUGUAACUAUGACAUGAUAAUGAGAAAUUAGAAUUCAUUAUAUUACUAUAUUCUUUCCAAAGGUGCUAUUGAUAUGAAAAUCUCACCAGAUGUUGGGAACAACCCAAGUAAUCUAUACAUAAAAAGAAAGUAGAGCAAAUAAGAUUAUUAAGUUGUGUGUAAUAAUGUGAAAUGACACAGGGGGAAAGUAUUGAACACGCAAACUGGUAUUUAUUUAAUAUUUUGUAAAAAAGCAUUUCUUUGCAAUGACAGCUUCAAGACACAUCCUGUAUGACAAAACAAGUCGCACGCAUUGCGCUGGUGUGAUUUUGGCCCAUUCUGUCACGGUGCGAAGUCAGAUGUGAGUUGGAUCAGACCCAAGAGCAGAUUGAGAC
Phyllopteryx taeniolatus (common seadragon) is the source of this 9806-nucleotide messenger RNA. RefSeq names its product differentially expressed in FDCP 6 homolog. The record is from RefSeq and is a predicted model, not a curated record. Gene Ontology annotation, cellular component: cytoplasm; nucleus. The coding region runs from base 1805 to 3670 and encodes 621 amino acids. Lineage: Eukaryota; Metazoa; Chordata; Actinopteri; Syngnathiformes; Syngnathidae. The transcript is spliced from 11 exons.